AGAGGUGACCGGCAAGAUGUCCGCAGGCGGCGGCGGCGGCUUAGAGCUCCUGUAGCGCGGCUCAUCUGUGUGACAGGGGCCGGGCGGAGGCGGCUGAGAGCGGUCGGGGAGGGAACAGGAGGCGGAGGACGGGUGGCCAGGCGCUCCGGGUGCACGGGCCGCUACCGGGAAUGCGCUGCAGCGCCCCGUGCAGCCUGAAAGGCGAGCCCCGCAGGAGCUCUUCAUGCCGCCCACCGGCUUAGAGUCCUCCAGGAUGAACAGGAAGAAAGGAGACAAGGGCUUCGAAAGCCCACGGCCGUACAAAUUAACCCAUCAGGUCGUCUGUAUCAACAACAUAAACUUCCAGCGAAAAUCUGUUGUGGGAUUUGUGGAGCUAACUAUAUUUCCUACAGUUGCCAACUUGAAUAGAAUUAAGUUGAACAGUAAACAGUGUCGAAUAUACCGAGUCCGGAUCAAUGACUUGGAGGCUGCUUUUAUUUAUAAUGACCCAACCUUAGAAGUUUGUCACAGUGAAUCGAAACAGAGAAACCUCAAUUAUUUUUCCAAUGCGUAUGCAGCUGCAGUCAGUGCUGUGGACCCUGAUGCGGGGAAUGGAGAACUCUGCAUUAAGGUUCCCUCAGAGCUCUGGAAACAUGUCGAUGAGUUGAAGGUCCUGAAGAUACAUAUUAAUUUUUCUUUGGAUCAACCAAAAGGAGGUCUUCAUUUUGUGGUACCCAGUGUAGAGGGGAGUAUGGCAGAGAGAGGUGCUCAUGUCUUCUCUUGUGGGUAUCAAAAUUCUACAAGAUUUUGGUUCCCGUGUGUUGAUUCAUACUCUGAGUUGUGUACCUGGAAAUUAGAAUUUACAGUAGAUGCUGCAAUGGUAGCCGUGUCCAAUGGAGAUUUGGUGGAGACAGUGUAUACCCAUGACAUGAGAAAGAAGACCUUCCAUUAUAUGCUUACUAUUCCUACAGCAGCAUCCAAUAUCUCCUUGGCCAUUGGACCAUUUGAAAUACUUGUGGAUCCAUACAUGCAUGAGGUUACCCAUUUUUGUUUGCCUCAACUUCUUCCGUUGCUUAAACAUACUACGUCAUACAUUCACGAAGUUUUUGAAUUUUAUGAAGAAAUUUUGACUUGUCGCUAUCCGUACUCCUGUUUUAAGACGGUCUUCAUUGAUGAGGCUUACGUUGAAGUGGCCGCUUAUGCUUCUAUGAGCAUUUUCAGCACAAACCUUCUGCAUAGCGCCAUGAUUAUAGACGAGACGCCGCUGACCAGACGGUGCUUGGCACAGGCUUUAGCACAGCAGUUCUUUGGAUGUUUCAUAUCCAGGAUGUCUUGGUCUGAUGAAUGGGUGCUGAAGGGAAUUUCAGGCUAUAUUUAUGGACUGUGGAUGAAAAAAACAUUCGGAGUCAAUGAGUACCACCAUUGGAUUAAAGAGGAGCUAGAUAAAAUAGUGGCGUAUGAACUGAAAACUGGGGGAGUUUUGCUUCAUCCCAUAUUUGGUGGUGGAAAAGAAAAGGAUAACCCCGCAUCUCACCUCCACUUUUCCAUAAAGCAUCCACAUACACUGUCCUGGGAGUACUACACUAUGUUCCAGUGUAAAGCUCACCUCGUGAUGAGACUGAUUGAAAACAGAAUCAGCAUGGAAUUUAUGCUGCAAGUUUUCAAUAAACUACUAAGUCUGGCCAGUACUGCUUCAUCUCAGAAGUUCCAGUCACAUAUGUGGAGCCAGAUGCUGGUUUCCACUUACGGGUUUUUGAAGUCCAUUUCCAAUGUCUCUGGCAAAGACAUCCAGCCCUUAAUAAAGCAGUGGGUAGACCAGAGUGGAGUGGUAAAGUUUUACGGAAGUUUUGCGUUUAAUAGAAAACGAAAUGUUUUAGAACUAGAAAUAAAGCAAGAUUACACAUCUCCUGGCACCCAGAAGUACGUGGGACCUCUUAAAGUGACAGUGCAAGAGUUAGAUGGAUCCUUCAACCAUACCUUGCAAAUUGAAGAGAACAGCCUUAAACAUGACAUACCCUGCCACUCCAAAAGCAGAAGGAAUAAGAAGAAAAAAAUCCCACUGAUGAAUGGGGAAGAAGUCGAUAUGGAUCUUUCUGCAAUGGAUGCUGACUCCCCUUUGUUGUGGAUAAGGAUAGACCCAGAUAUGUCCGUCCUGAGGAAGGUGGAGUUUGAGCAGGCUGAUUUUAUGUGGCAGUAUGAGCUCCGCUAUGAAAGAGAUGUUGUAGCUCAGCAGGAAUCCAUCUUGGCCUUGGAAAAAUUCCCCACUCCGGCAUCGCGCCUCGCGCUCACUGAUAUACUAGAGCAAGAGCAGUGUUUCUACCGAGUCAGAAUGUCGGCGUGCUUCUGUCUUGCAAAGAUUGCAAACUCAAUGGUGAGCACAUGGACAGGGCCGCCAGCCAUGAAGUCCCUCUUUACCAGAAUGUUCUGCUGUAAAACCUGUCCCAACAUCGUGAAAACAAACAACUUCAUGAGUUUCCAGAGCUACUUUCUGCAGAAGACUAUGCCGGUUGCAAUGGCUUUGUUAAGAGAUGUACAUAAUCUUUGUCCUAAAGAAGUUUUAACAUUUAUUUUAGACUUAAUCAAGUACAAUGACAACAGAAAAAAUAAGUUUUCAGAUAACUAUUAUCGUGCAGAAAUGAUUGAUGCCCUGGCUAACUCAGUUACACCUGCUGUCAGUGUGAAUAAUGAAGUCAGAACUUUGGAUAACUUAAAUCCUGAUGUGCGACUAAUUCUUGAAGAAAUAACCCGGUUUCUGAAUAUGGAAAAGCUUCUCCCAAGUUACAGACACACCAUCACUGUCAGUUGCUUGAGAGCCAUCCGGGUGCUUCAGAAGAACGGGCACGUGCCGAGUGAUGCAUCUCUCUUCAAAUCCUACGCCGAGUAUGGCCACUUCGUGGACAUCAGGAUAGCAGCUCUGGAAGCCGUUGUUGAUUACACUAAAGUGGACAGGAGUUAUGAAGAACUUCAGUGGCUACUUAAUAUGAUUCAGACUGACCCUGUUCCCUAUGUGAGGCAUAAGAUUCUAAACAUGUUGACUAAAAAUCCACCAUUUACAAAGAACAUGGAAUCCCCUUUAUGCAACGAAGCCCUGGUAGAUCAGCUCUGGAAGCUGAUGAAUUCUGGCACUGCACAUGACUGGAGGUUACGGUGUGGUGCUGUGGACUUGUACUUCACGCUGUUUGGCCUCAGCAGACCUUCUUGCUUACCCUUGCCAGAGCUUGGGCUUGUUCUUAACCUAAAAGAGAAGAAAGCUGUCUUGAAUCCUACCAUUAUUCCAGAAGCUGGAGUAGGCAACCAGGAGUCUGCGAGUAACCCAGGCUGCCACGCUCAGCUAGCUGGAUUCCAGAACCCUUUUUCAAGUUCUCAGGAUGAGGAGGAGGUUGAUAUGGACACUGUUCACGAUAGUCAAGCCUUCAUCUCCCAUCAUCUGAACAUGCUCGAGAGGCCGUCCACUCCAGGGCUCUCUAAGUACCGACCGUCUGGCUCCAGAUCCUCCUUAAUGCCCCAGCAUUCAUUAGGCUGUGACAUCACACCAACCACAAAACCCCAGUGGAGUAUGGAACUGUCCCGAAAGGGAGCAGGUAAAGAGCAGCCUUUGGAGAUGGGUGUGCAUUCCAUGGUGGCAGCCCCGCUCUCCAUGUUUGCUAAGGAGGCUCUGUCAUCGCGACACAGCGAGCACCAUCACCACCAUCACCAUGAGCACAAGAAGAAGAAGAAGAAGCACAAGCACAAACACAAGCACAAGCACAAGCACGACAGCAAGGACAAGGACAGGGAGCCCUUCUCCUUCUCCAGCCCUGCCAGCGGCAGGUCUGUGCGCUCCCCCUCACUCUCAGACUGAAGCCUGGUCCUCUGUGGAGACACAAGCAGGGAGUGUGGAGAGACUGCAGAGGAUGUCCAUUUGUAUGCCUGAGGUUUAAAUAGGAAUGAGUGUAUUGGUUCUGGAUGAAUGUUCCCCCCACCCCAGUCCCCCCCAUUCUUCUGAAAACAGAGGAUGACUUUUAUAAAAGCCUUCCUAUCCACUGCAGGCCCAUUCAGAUGCUGGUCUCCUGUGGACCAACAAAGUCAGGUAUGCUUGAAAGCCUUUGAUGGAUGUCAGAGGCAGAAGGACCUUUUCAGCAGAAACAACUGCCAGAUCCGUGGGACCCAGCAGUUCCAUGCAGUGUUGAAUACCGCCACUUGGAAUUGCUGGAGAGGCUGUUGUGUAGGACUCAAUCCCUCGACUGCUUUUUGUGUUAGCCAUUGAAACUGAACACCGUCAUUUAUGAGCAAAGAGUCUUAUAUUUCUUUUUACCCUAAAGUACAAAAAGUUUUGAAAGAAAUUAUUUUUUAAAAAAUUAAAGUAACUAUCUUUUGAUAGUACAUUUGGUGAUUAUGAUGUUGCAAUGUAGCAGAUCCAACAUUAUUCUCCAAUCAAGAUGUUUAAAUUAUGUUUUGUUUUGUCUUCCAUUAAGUGCAAGUGAAUGUGUUCAUAUGUAAAAUAUCUUUUGCCGAAUGUGGACAGUUUACACACAUAACACAUAUUCUUUCUAAAAUUACUCUGUAUAUAAGCCAGGCAUGGUUGUGCAUGCCUGUAAUUCCAGCAGUUGGGAGGUCGGAGGAUCAUUCAAGGCCAGCCCGAGAUACAUGAGAAUCUAUGUCAAAAAAGCAAACUGACAAACGUUACUCUGUCUAACAAAACAUGAUACUUUGAAAGGGUGUCUUUAUUUGCUGUUUACGAGCUUGGAUAUAGAUCAUUUGGCCCACACUGGAGUAUACCAGCAACAGUUUAAAAUACAUGUGCCAUGCUUUGGUUUCGUAUUUUAAAAGUUUGUAUGGUUUUAUGUUUUGGUUUUGAUUUUAGGUUUUUGGUUUUCUGAAUUUACCAGGUUCUGUGUUAAAAAAUAUUUCAUAUCUAUUCAGUUUUAUUAUUUCUUUUGUUACUAAAUAUUUGACUCAUUUCUUGAUCUCAGAAUAAAUAUUUCAAAGGGGAUCCAAAAAUGCUGGACUUUUAAAUAAACUUUUAGUUAUAUUUAACUUGUUUAAUAAAUAACUUUUUAAGUUGGACA
Messenger RNA from Mus caroli (Ryukyu mouse), 5027 nucleotides. RefSeq names its product TATA-box binding protein associated factor 2 (gene Taf2). Lineage: Eukaryota; Metazoa; Chordata; Mammalia; Rodentia; Muridae. Gene Ontology annotation, molecular function: RNA polymerase II general transcription initiation factor activity; transcription cis-regulatory region binding; chromatin binding. Gene Ontology annotation, cellular component: transcription factor TFIID complex. The record is from RefSeq and is a predicted model, not a curated record. Gene Ontology annotation, biological process: transcription initiation at RNA polymerase II promoter.